This is a messenger RNA of Xiphophorus couchianus (Monterrey platyfish), 2599 nucleotides long. RefSeq names its product protocadherin alpha-3-like. The transcript has a single exon. Lineage: Eukaryota; Metazoa; Chordata; Actinopteri; Cyprinodontiformes; Poeciliidae. The record is from RefSeq and is a predicted model, not a curated record. Gene Ontology annotation, biological process: homophilic cell-cell adhesion. Gene Ontology annotation, molecular function: calcium ion binding. Gene Ontology annotation, cellular component: plasma membrane. Bases 143 to 2599 code for a protein of 818 amino acids.
UUAUUCGUUUACAGAGACUGUCUGAUUGUGCCGUGGUAAAAAAAAGAGUUCCUUUUGAUGAUGGUAUUUCUACUCGCGAGGGAAACAUACAACACACAGUGGAUCAACUGGGAUAAAAGAAAUUCUGCGUUUAUUGUUCAGGAUGGGGAACGAGAAAUGCUCCUGGAUAUGUUGGAUUGUGCUGCUUUGUCUUUGUGAAUGCAAUGCUUCGCAUUUAUCUUACACCAUUUCCGAGGAGGUGAACAAAGGGGCCUUGCUGGCCAAUAUUGCAAAGGAUCUGAACAUAAAUGUGCAGGAACUGGAGGACCGAGGUUUGCGCAUUCUUUCGAGUGACAGUAAGAAAUAUUUUGACGUAAAUUUAGCGACAGGAAAUAUAUUUGUUAACGACAGGAUCGACAGAGAGGAGCUGUGUUCAAACGCUGAACGAUGCUCUCUACGAAUACAGGCAGUUUUGCUGAACCCGAUGGUUGUACACCGCAUUGAAGUGAAUGUUUUAGAUAUUAAUGACAACUCGCCCGACUUUAACGAGCAUUUAUAUUUUCUAAACAUCUCUGAAUCCGUGUCACCGGGAGAGCGCUUUCUUCUGCCAGUCGCAGAAGAUGCAGACGUAGGAAGCUACGCAGUGAAAAGCUACAAGCUGGAUAAGAACGAACAUUUUUCACUCGAUGUUCAAAGCGCCGGUGAAGAUGGUUUAUCUGCUGAGCUUGUGCUUCAGAAAGCUUUAGAUCGAGAGAAACAGCCAGUGCUUAAACUCAUCGUGACCGCUAUGGAUGGAGGAAUACCAGGGAGAUCUGGUACAUUACAGAUACAUGUAAAUGUCAUAGAUUCUAAUGAUAACACGCCCAUAUUCAGUAGAUCUCUUUAUAAAGUACGAGUGAAUGAGGACACAGCACCGGGGAAUGUGCUAAUAAAAUUAAAUGCCACUGAUUUAGACGAAGGCAUGAAUGGUAAGAUCGUGUAUUCUUUUCUAAGACGAGGUAAUUCCGAUCUAACAAAAGUAUUUGAUAUAAAUUCUGAAACUGGAACAGUUACUUUGAAGAGUAAUAUUGAUUUUGAGAAAACGCCUGCUUAUGAGUUGAGAGUCCAAGCAAAGGAUCAGGGAGCCUCCUCUCGUAGUGCGCAUGCUAAAUUACUAAUAGAGGUGAUCGAUGUUAAUGACAAUGCUCCGGAAAUAUUAGUGACAUCAUUAGUGACACCUAUAAGAGAAGACGCAAAAUUAGGAGCGAUAGUUGCUUUAAUAACAGUGGUUGAUAAAGAUGGAGGGAACAACGGUUUAACUAAAUGCGGCGUGGUUGGAUCUGUUCCUUUUAAGUUAAAAUCCAAUUACAAAAAUGAUUAUUCAUUAGUAGUUGACGGACAGCUGGACAGAGAAAAUAUUUCUGCUCAUAAUAUCAGCAUAAUAGCUACAGAUGAGGGAAGUCCGCCUUUGUCCAGUAUGAAAAUCAUUACAGUCAGUGUCGCUGAUGUCAAUGACAACCCUCCUCGAUUUGUGGAGCCAGUGCUUCAUAUUUAUGUCAAAGAAAACAGCCCGAUUGGUUCAACACUUUACACGGUGAAAGCAGUUGAUUCUGAUCUACAUGACAAUGCAAAGAUUACCUACAAAUUAUUACCUAUGUCAUUUAUUAAUAUUCAAAUAUCUUCACUCUUAAACAUCAACUCAGACACUGGGGAUAUAAUCGGUUUACAGUCUUUUAACCAUGAGGAGUUAAAAACAUUUCAGUUUAAAAUUCAGGCUACAGACUCUGGUGUUCCUCCACUGAGCAGCAACGUGACAGUUAAUGUUUUAAUCCUCGAUGAAAAUGAUAAUAAUCCAACUAUUUUAGCUCCUUAUUCUGAGCACGGCUCUGUUAACAGUGAGACCAUCCCUUAUUCUGCUGAAUCUGGAUACUUUGUAGCAAAGAUCAGGGCUGUGGACGCAGAUUCUGGAUACAACGCGCUGCUUUCAUAUCACCUGUCGGAGCCCAAAGGAAACAACCUGUUUAGAAUCGGAACCAGCACCGGAGAAAUCAGGACUAAGAGGAGAAUGAGCGACAAUGACCUGAAAACUCACCACUUGUUGGUGUUAGUUUCUGAUAAUGGAGAACCUUCUCUGUCAGCCACUGUUUCUAUUGAUGUGAUGGUGGUUGAAAGCACAGCUGAUGUCCAGACUCAGUUCAGACAUGUGCCUAUAAAGGAGGACAACUUCUCUGAUUUGAACUUGUAUCUACUGAUCGCCAUCGUGUCAGUGUCUGUGAUCUUUCUGCUGAGUCUCAUCAGUUUAAUAGCUGUCAGAUGCCACAGGACAGACAGUGAUUUCAGCAGGUACAGCGCCCCCAUGAUCACCACCCACCCUGACGGGAGCUGGUCUUACUCUAAAGCUACUCAGCAGUAUGACGUGUGUUUCAGCUCAGACACACUGAAGAGUGACGUAGUGGUUUUCCCCGCACCGUUUCCGCCUGUAGAUGCUGAACUGAUCAGUAUUAAUGGGAAUGAUACUUUUACCAGAACUCAGACUUUACCGAACACAGACAAGGUAAGCGAUAUAUUCCCACAUACCGUAAUAUGUAUUCAAAUAUUAGUAGGAUUUAUGUUGCAAGUCGUUUUAACGCUACACAUCUAA